Poecilia latipinna (sailfin molly) is the source of this 1527-nucleotide messenger RNA. RefSeq names its product HUS1 checkpoint clamp component (gene hus1). Gene Ontology annotation, biological process: double-strand break repair via homologous recombination; nucleotide-excision repair; meiotic DNA integrity checkpoint signaling. Bases 378 to 1076 code for a protein of 232 amino acids. Gene Ontology annotation, cellular component: site of double-strand break; nucleolus; checkpoint clamp complex. NCBI's taxonomy places the organism in Eukaryota, Metazoa, Chordata, Actinopteri, Cyprinodontiformes, Poeciliidae. The transcript has 8 exons. The record is from RefSeq and is a predicted model, not a curated record.
UGUUUCCGUCGAACUGUAUUAAGGAACGGACUAAACACGGACUCCCUCCUGAAUUUAAACCAGUGGAGUUAAAAUCCCUCACACUUUUUAUUUUCAGGUUAAAAUGAAGUUUCGGGGGAAAAUAACCGACAUCGCCUGUUUGAACCACUUCACUAAGAAUCUUCCCAGACAGAACUACUGAAUCCUUCAGGUUUCAGCAUUUAGCCUGAUCCUGAAAUCAGCUGUGUGUCUGCGGAUAAGGGCCUAACUAAAGCCUGGUCCUCUGUUCAGGAGUGGUGACCACCAUCUCCAAGCUCACCAAGACCUGCGUCCUGCGGCUGACUCCGGACCAUCUGUUCUUCAUCCUGCCGGGAAAAGUGACCAACGGAGGAGUCGGCAUGUGGUGCCAGCUGCUGCAGGCCAACUUCUUCCAGGAGUACCAGAUGGAGGGCGUGACCUCUGAGGUCCAGGAGAUCUGCCUGGAGGUGAGUCCAGAACCCUGGAGCCGGGCCCUGAAGACGGUCCAGUCCGCCAAGUCAGUGAAGCUGAAGCUGACCAGGAAGCACUGCGCCUGUCUGACCGUCGCUGCCGAGCUGCCCACCCUGUCCAGCGUCGGCAGAGUCGUCACUCACGACGUUCCCGUUGACGUGAUUCCUCGAAGGCUCUGGCAGGAAUUCCAGGAAGCCGGCGUUCCGGACUUUGAUGUGAGCGUUUACCUUCCUCCUCUGAAGACGAUGAAGAGUGUGGUGGACAGGAUGAAGAACCUCUCUAACUUCCUGGUGAUGGAGGCCAACCUGAACGGAGACAUGAACCUGAAGAUCCAGACCGACCUGGUUUCUGUCACCACUCACUUCAAAGACCUGGGGAACCCUGCAUGGGGCGACGUCUCCUCCCAGGACGGAGGUCCGUCUCAGAGCAGAGACCCAGAGGUCAUGGCAGAGGUCACGGUGGACAUCAGGAAGCUGCAGCAGUUCCUCAUGGGUCAGCAGGUCAACCCCAGCAAGGCCCUGUGCAAUAUUGUCCAUCAGAACGUGGUCCACCUCGUCCUGCUGCAUGAAGACGUUUCUCUGCAGUAUUUCAUCCCUGCUGUGGCCUGAUCCUCUGCAGAUAUUCUGGUUCUGGUCGGGUUCAGAGAGCUGGAGCUGCUUUCUCUACCGGACCCGGAGGAGCAGAUUCAGAACCUACAUCCAGACUUUAUAAAGACUUUACCUGCUGAACUGAGCUGCUGCACUAAUUAUUAAAUGUUUUAUAUUUAUACAGAGAUGAAGGAUUCAGUUUCUGAAUCAUUUCUGAUUAAAUUCUGCAGAUUUUAAAUCUGCUGGAUCCUAAAAACCUUCAUAUGUUUCUGAGUUGCCCUGUGAUGAACCGGUGACCCGUCCAGCGUGUUCUCCACCUCACCCAGUGACUGCUGGAGAGGCACCAGGCCUCCUCCACCGAUUGAAUCGCAAUGGCAUUACCAAGUAAAUAGAACAUACUAAAAAGAUUCCAUUGAGUCUGAAUACAAAACAAUCAUUAAUAACGAUUAAAUAAGUUUUAUUAUUAAAAUGA